AUGGCUGAUAGAAGGAGAGUGAAUGGCCCGUCGGGCGCAACGGUGCCUCCUGUCUACGACGACGAAGAUGUUGUUUCCACCCAAAGAACGCGGCCUGCGAAUGGCAUCCGAGCUAUCUACCUGAAAACUGGUGUCACACCUUCUGCAUCUGGCUCUGCUUACUUGGAGUUUGAACCCAGAGAGGGCUACUCAGGGUCUGGCAUGAAGCUCACAUGUACAGUACAUGGUCCAAGAUCACUUCCUCGAUCAGCUCCAUUCUCGCCUCACAUGGUUCUAUCAACACAUGUCAAAUAUGCUCCAUUCGCAACCAAACAACGGCGAGGCUACUUGCGCGACUCCAGUGAACGAGAUCUCAGCACACAUCUCGAGACAGCACUUCGCGGCACCUUAAUUGCUGAUCGGUGGCCCAAGAGCGGUGUUGAUGUUGUCGUCACGAUCAUUGAAGGCGAGCUUACACGUCAAGCUGCGCAGGACCAAGGGAUCGAGAGCUGGGAGAUGAUGAACGUUUUGAGCGGCUGCAUCACCGUGGCUUCGGCAGCCAUUGCUGAUGCCGGCAUCGAUUGCGUUGACACGGUAGCGGGAGGUGUUGCUGCCAUGGUCACCAAGGACAGUGACGAUCAACCUGCCAUUGUACUCGAUCCGGUGCCUUCUGAGCAUGGCCAGGUAUUGGCAGCUUGCUGUGUGGCAUAUCUCCCUUCAAGAGACGAAAUCACAAACCUCUGGUUCAAGGGGCGCCUACAGCCGUCAAAUACAGAGUCACAACGGCUUCUUAUAUCAAGAGCGGUGCAUGCAAGCAAAGGCACCUGCCAGGCCAUUUCGGCAUCGCUAGGUGAAGCCAUAACUGUCCAAUGA
Molecule: messenger RNA, 852 nt
Organism: Beauveria bassiana ARSEF 2860
Lineage: Eukaryota; Fungi; Ascomycota; Sordariomycetes; Hypocreales; Cordycipitaceae
Product: 3' exoribonuclease
Exons: 2
Coding region: 1-852 (283 amino acids)
Biological process (GO): nuclear mRNA surveillance; U4 snRNA 3'-end processing; poly(A)-dependent snoRNA 3'-end processing
Cellular component (GO): nuclear exosome (RNase complex); cytoplasmic exosome (RNase complex); nucleolus
Source: RefSeq, a predicted model, not a curated record